Fusarium pseudograminearum CS3096 is the source of this 450-nucleotide messenger RNA. RefSeq lists its product as uncharacterized. The record is from RefSeq and is a predicted model, not a curated record. NCBI's taxonomy places the organism in Eukaryota, Fungi, Ascomycota, Sordariomycetes, Hypocreales, Nectriaceae. The coding region runs from base 1 to 450 and encodes 149 amino acids. The transcript has 3 exons.
AUGCAUAUUUCAGCUAUCUCUCUGCUUGCCCUGACUGUAGGCGCUGUCGCUCUUCCGACUUCUAAGAAUGAGAAGAGUGAGUCUCUGGAGAAGCGCUGCGAAUGGCACGAUGGCCAUGGACCCAUCAGCUGUGACUAUUUCAGCGUUGUUUUUGGAGCAGAAGGACGCGAACGCUCAGAAUUCAUAAUGAAGGGCAAUAACUUCGAAGAGCGAAAGUUCCCACGUUGCGAUCCCUGGCAAGGUCAAAACUAUCAGAAUUUCUACAGCCCGUUGCCUUAUGUCCUUCAGGUGGCUCCUGGAAAUACCUGCGAAACUAGACUUCCUGAGGCCUGGUGGGAUGAUCUGCAUAUUCAGUAUGCCGGCACUUUCUUAAAUGCACCUACAGACCCCCGUUGUGGACCGGUCGAGAACGGUUGGGGCCGCCGUUGUAUCAUUGCUCAACGCCCUUAA